Molecule: messenger RNA, 847 nt
Organism: Galleria mellonella (greater wax moth)
Lineage: Eukaryota; Metazoa; Arthropoda; Insecta; Lepidoptera; Pyralidae
Exons: 2
Coding region: 185-757 (190 amino acids)
Source: RefSeq, a predicted model, not a curated record
CUUAUUAACUAUAAAUAUCAUUUACACCAUUUAUAAAACCAGAAGUGCUGGUGAAAAAUAUAAAAGAAAAAAAAAUCACGUUCAGUUUUUGGUAGGCGGGAAUUUACUUAUUUAUUUGUUGAAUCUCUAUUUAUAAUCUGUGCUGAGUUCUAUAUUUAAAGUAUAGUUUUAAAUUGAAUUGAAAAUGGCGCGAACUCCUCUAGUUAUAUCCUGCUUACUGGUUUUACACUUUCAGAUUAUUCUAGCACAGUCGCCCGUCCAAUACGGUCUUUUGGCUCUACCAUUGCCAGAAAUGAUUGAAGCAGCUAAUAAUUGCGUUUGUCAACCUGUACCAGUUUUAACUGAAUCACCGUGCAAUGUCCAGUUACCAUUACCACUGCCACCAUCUUCCACCACCAUAAUUACGGACUGUUCGCCGACAGCAUGUAAAAACUUAGCGAACACCUUGCAGUUAAUGAUUGUAUGCAAUUUGCUGCAAAACACCAAAGACGGCUCCGAUUUGGCGCUGCAGUUAGCUUCUCCCAUUAUAAAUGAAUUAUUUACAUCGCCUAUUUUAUCUUGUGGUUGUGCAAAUCCGUUUGCAACUGGCGUCGUUUCUCCUACAGUCGCUUCUCCUACCGCCGUCCCUUCUACAGUUAUUUCUCCUAAUGUUAUUGAUUCUUCUAACGUUAUUUCUGGCCUUACUAACGCCAUUUCAUCCAUAUCACCUUUAUUACUUUCAAGCGGUUUGUUACAGGGUCUAAUUGAAAUUAAAUGAAAUUGUACUAUGUCUUAUUAAUUUAUUGAACAUAUUUAAUUAUAAUUAUUUAAUAAGAAAUUAAAAUAAUUGUUUUAAUAAUAAUAAUAU